Messenger RNA from Meloidogyne enterolobii, 681 nucleotides. The record is from the annotation of a GenBank genome assembly. NCBI's taxonomy places the organism in Eukaryota, Metazoa, Nematoda, Chromadorea, Rhabditida, Meloidogynidae.
AUGGCCGAUUUAGAGGCUGUUUUGGCCGAUGUUUCUUAUUUAAUGGCUAUGGAAAAGAGUAGAAGUCAGCCGGCUGCCCGCGCCUCAAAGAAAAUUGUUCUGCCAGAUCCCAGUGUUCGAAGUAUAAUGCAAAAAUAUCUGGAGAAGACAGGGGAGAUUCGUUUUGAAAAAAUAUUUUCCCAACGACUCGGGUUUUUACUUCUCAAAGAUUUUGCUGAAAAUGUUGCAGAAACUUCAUGCCCCCAAAUUAAAUUUUAUGAGGCAAUUAAAGAAUAUGAAAAAUUGGAAACACCGGAAGAGAGACUGACUAAAGCUAGGGAGAUUUAUGAUCAUCAUAUUAUGGUGGAAAUGCUUGCACAUUCACAUAACUACACAAAAGAAAGCUUACAACACGUCCAAAGGCAUUUAAUGAAGAACAAUGUCCCCCCUGACCUCUUCCAGCCUUAUGUGAUGGAAAUAUGUGAUCAGUUGAAAGAAGAUAUUUUCCCCAAGCUUUUGGAAAGUGACAAAUUCACAAGAUUUUGUCAAUGGAAAAAUCUUGAAUUAAAUAUGAACUUGACAAUGAAUGACUUUUCUGUCCACCGAAUAAUCGGACGGGGCGGUUUCGGUGAAGUCUACGGGUGCAGAAAGGCAGAUACUGGGUUCAUAUUUUCUAUUUUUAAUAAACCAAAAUGAAUUAAA